AUGGGGAUACACUGUAAUUCUAGGGGCAGAAAUCAGGCUAGAUCAUCUGCAACUACAUCUAAUGACAAAGGAACAGACACCCAGGCCGGCAGAAAUAAAAUUGAUAGGGCUAACCACCGCUGCAACUAUAACUUCCCCUACCUCUAUAUCUACAUCAGAAUAAACAACCUACGCCUGUCUCCACAUCUACAAGCAUGGGAGAAUAGGACCACAACAAGCAGAUGGAUUAGAACCCCCACAUACAACAAGCUCCUACAUAACUCAGGCGAGCAGAAGGAUGGGAAAUGGAGCGCUAGGCAUGGCGGACUAGAAACAAACACGACAGCAACAUGCACCUACCACGGAUCCACCGACAACACCAAGAAUAGAUGA
Messenger RNA from Triticum turgidum subsp. durum (durum wheat), 372 nucleotides. The record is from the annotation of a GenBank genome assembly. Lineage: Eukaryota; Viridiplantae; Streptophyta; Magnoliopsida; Poales; Poaceae.